Messenger RNA from Sapajus apella (tufted capuchin), 11762 nucleotides. RefSeq names its product estrogen related receptor gamma (gene ESRRG). The record is from RefSeq and is a predicted model, not a curated record. NCBI's taxonomy places the organism in Eukaryota, Metazoa, Chordata, Mammalia, Primates, Cebidae. Gene Ontology annotation, cellular component: nucleus. The transcript has 8 exons. Gene Ontology annotation, molecular function: steroid binding; sequence-specific DNA binding; zinc ion binding. Gene Ontology annotation, biological process: regulation of DNA-templated transcription; retinoic acid receptor signaling pathway. The coding region runs from base 6791 to 8098 and encodes 435 amino acids.
UUGGCGCGUGCCUGUAAUCCCAGUUACAGGCACACGCAGGCUCCUGCAGUAGAAUGGCCUUUACCCCAGAAGGUGGAAGACGCAGCCUGGUGACAGGCUACUCCAGCCUGGUGACAGAGCGACAUUCCAUCCCCUCCUCCCAAAAAAAUCUUUGUCAGAGACAAUCUUUAGAUAAUUUUAAACCUAAUUUAUAAUACAGUUUUGUAUUAGAAUUGGUGGUGGUGGCCAAAAAGGAGAGCCAGAGCCCACGGGGCCUUCUUUUAAGAGAUGAUUGCAGAAAGUAAUACAGCCUUUGAAAUAGAAGGUCAAUACACACAGCCUUAUGGUUCAGAGAACUGGAAAAAUUCUUGCAAGUCUUAAAGAAAAAAUUCUUGGUAGUAUAUUCCUGAUAAAAAUUACUGUGAAAUUAUUGUAACUCUUUAUGUCUAUCACAUAGAGAAGGAAGUUCUCUUCUUCUUGGAGAUUAGAUACCAUUCCUUUACUCAUCCUUGAUUCACAGCCCAUUGGGAAAGGCCACUCUCUCCUUAGCUUGCUCUCGCCACUGUACUAGGGAUAAACCUCAUCUCCCAUUCCUCUUGGACAUGUAUACCAUAUACAGAUGUUUACUAGCAUAUUUAUAAUAUUAGGCUUGAUAGUACCUAUAGUUGUGAAUAAUAAUCAUUUAUAGUUUUAAAUUAGGCCUUUAUUUAUAUUUCUAUUAUAAAGGACACUUUGUUCAUUUAAACAAGGUAAUGAUCAUAGUUAUCACACAGAAAAGGUUGAAUGUGUUUGGAACCCCUGUGGUAAAAUGCAAGGCAAGGUAUUUUAUUUACUUAUAUGACUGUUUCUGAUGGUGUAUCUGCUAAAAUAAAUAACCUGGAUAUUUAAAGGAUGGUAACAAAAGAAUUUGCUCAUUUUACUUUCCCUAUACAAGCAGAUUAUUUUUUAACUUGGAAAAUAUGCAUACCUGACAGCGAUUGUUUACUGGUGUGAAGAUUUAAAUUCAGGUUGCCAACAUUAUGUGACGUAUAGCAAAACUUUUACCUUCCUAUUCUGAUAGAUACUAAUGGGAUGGGAUAAACAGUGUUUCCAGAUAUCUGUGUUACAGCGUGGCCCAUUUAAAUUUGGUCUCAUUCUAAGAUAUAUUAGGUUAAUAAGUCUGAUUUUAUGACCAAUAUAAUUUAUAUUCACAAAUACCUAUUUUUAUUAACACAGUUAUAGGUUGUAAGCAAAUUUCCAUAUAUGUUAAAUACUAACAACAAGAAUAACUAACAUUUGUAUAGUGAGUUACAGUUUAUAACCAUACAUUAUCUACAAGCUGUUCUUUAGAAUAAUAUUUAUUGCACUUUCUUCCUUAAGAAGGCAAUCGGUUUUUACAUUGUAAACAUUAUUUGAAAAUAGAUCCUUUUGUCAGAGUUCCCUCCCUUCCUUCCUCUUUCUUUCCUGUUUCUUGCUUUUUUAAAAUCCAUUCUUCCUUUUUUCUUCUUUCUUCCUUUAAUGGGGAAAAAACCCUAAUGACUGUUUUUGGUGGAGCAUGUAUAAUUGCUUAUCAUACAUUUCUAUGAAAGAAGUAGACGUGGCAAGCAAUCCCACAUGAUUUUUGGAAUAUAUCUUCUGCUCACCAGUGUUCUUGAGGAAAAUGUAAGGUUGCAGAAAUCAUUUCAUGCCCUGUAUGUUUUCAAACAUAAAUCAGGAAAAUUGUUAGCGAGUUAUAGCUUUUCUUAGAGACUGUAGCUAUAGUACUAUAGUAAACACGGGCUAUAUAUUUCUCCAAGUUAUUAUGUGUGGAGAGAAAUCUGAAGUUGGCUAUUUAGAUGAACAGUUUAAUUCAGUUAUUAGAAAUUCAUUUUCUAUUUAGUAUGAACAUUUAUUUUCCUAAGGUUGCAGAAUUGGGAUAUAAUACUUGAUAACCCUUUGGCCCAAUCACCUUUAAAGUUAGAACUGUGUUCUUUGUAGCUAAUGUGCAUACUAGUGGAUGUCAGUCCUCAGCUAAAGGUCACUCAAAAUGGUGCUAAGCUGGGUUUGUAGUAUGAGCUAGUUACCCAUUUCUUCAGAGGGCAGUAGUGAACCUUUGUUUCUUCAUUUCUAAAAUGAAGGGGUUUGACUCAAUAGUCUCCAACUUCCUUCACCCAUGUGUUUCUGAGUUUAGUGAAUGAGUGAUAAUGAAUCAGUCAAUUAAUCAUAUGACAAUUAUUUCCAUUCUAUAAACUGAUUAUUUUCUUAAUUGUGGUCUUAUGCCAUGACUAGAAAUAUUAGUAUAUAGAGUAGUAAAUAGAGCUCAGUAUCUGUGGUUUGGAAUGAAAGCCUCAUGAAAUUUAGUCUGGUUUGCAUUAAAAUUUUUUCAUUGUAAAUUAAUUAUUAGAUAUUUAAAACACCUUUUUUUUUCUUUUUUUUUGGUCCUACAGAAAAUAGUAUUAAAUGCUGAUUACUUUCCUAGACUAGACCAUAAAAGCCAAUUGUUACUUAUUGGAGUGAAUAGUAUAUUAUCAGUGAUGAAUAAAAUGUAAAGAACAUUUUAUUAUGAUACAAGUGAUAAACAUAAUACAAAGGCAGUAAAACAGAAUGAUAGUUUAUCAUUUAUCUAGACUUGGGAUGAUCGAUGUUUAAAGAGAAUGGACAUAGAAGAGGAAGUUUAAAAGAGACAGAAACAAUUCCAGAGUAUCUGAAAGGGAUUCUUAGAAACUUUCAGGACUUUUUGAGACUGGUUGCAAAGUAUAUGGCUUUUCUUUGCCUGAUAUACUGAAAUAUUAUCAGUACUUCUAAGUUUAUCACUUGUGAUAAGAUGUGGCUUUUGACACCUAAAUUCAUUGAACAGUGGGAGUGAGGAAAAAUAGAGAUAGAAAAAAGCUAUUCUCUGAAGUAGUUGGCCAAGAUGUGAGAGAAUAAAAAAUGGAAGCGAUUGCAUAUAGAAGAGGGUGAGGUGUGUGGUGGGGGCAGAUGGGUAUGUGGAGGGGCGAAUAAGGACAGGGAAUAGCUUUGUCUGUAUUUAUCUGAGCUGCAGGAUGUGAUGCCAAAAGGAAAAAGAGGUAAACUAGUGUGUGCACAUAUCCCCUGGAGGGAAAGGACAGUGUGUUAUGAGAAAAGACUUUGGAAUUAGAGCUCUCAUUUCAAAAUCUCUACUGGAUCACUUAUUGCCUAAAUGAUUUUGAGAAAUUAUUUAAUUCUUUGAACCUUUAUAAAACUGUGAAUAAUAGAAGUGUCUGCUUCUCAAGAUGGAUGUAAGAGUUGAGUCAGACACUUGGGUAUAAAAGUGCUUGUCAACUGUAAAGUUACUUGAUUUUAGGUGGUGAAGAAGAGUCACUGGGUCCACCAGUUCUCUGUGCUGACCAGAUCUGGCCAUACUGACGUGAAUUUGUUGGGCUCCAGAGUGGUCUUUGGUUGGUACAUUUCUUGUCCACUGUGGAACAAGCACUGUGGUUGGUGCUUCACACAUUACUUCAGGGAGGAAGCAGGAAGUAGUUGCAGGGCAGCUGGACAUCAAGAUGGUAGCAAGCCUAAUAAUUCUAACAUGUGCAGUGCCAGUACUUGAGCAUAUUUACUUUCCCUUACAUAUGGCCACAGAUUGUCUAAACAAACAAGUGACUGACUUUGGAAGCAAAAACAAUAUAUUCAGUUAUUGUGUUCUUUAUCUCAAAUAUCGCCUGUCAUUUGCGCUUUUGCCAUGACAUUGCUAUUAAUCUAAAUUUCCUGGAUUUUCGUUAAGGCUGAAGUAAUCAUUGUUUGGCAGUAAAGAUUUAUAAAUAGUAUUACAAAUUCUAUUUUUAAAGAUGCCCAGGGUAUAAUAUUAGAACUAAGGCACAUAAUAAGUGCUGGGUGCAGUGGCUCACACCUGUAAUCCCAGCUACUUGGGAGGCUGAGGCUUGAUGAUCGUUUGAGGCCCGGAGUUGGGAUCUGCCUGGGCAACAUAGCAAGGCCCCAACUCCAAAAAAUACCAACCAAACAAACAAAAAGCACUAAUUUCUGUAAUACAUUAGUUGAAAUCUAAGUUCUAGAUACUAUACAGAUCCCUUUUAAUAAUAUUUUUAUGUGUGAUUCACUGAUAAAAGUCUAAUUAAUUCUUCCAUCAGAAAUGGGCUACAUUUUAAUGCGUAAAAUGAAGUAGAUCAACAAUUAUUUAAGAAAUUCGAGCUGUUUGUACAAAUAUGUAUGUAUAAAAAUCAGACUCUACCCAAGAUUGCUGUAUUUACAAGAUAAUGAUCAACAGAACUCUUCAGUGUGUGAACUGUUAAACCUAGAAACUGGAGUGGACCCAGAAAUCAAGAGAUGUCUCGGGGUCAGGCUUGAAUUAAAAAGUAAAUAUUUAAUCACUCUUACCAAAAUUCAUUAGGGUUUCAAUGUACAGGAUACGUGCUAAACAAACAAAACAAUCUUCAGAGAGUUUAAUUAUGAGUCAGUGUUAAGAACUUUGACAUGCAUAUAAUUAUUUGGAAGUAAUGACAUAGACAGCAUGAGCACUCGAAGGCCACAUAUAACCGCCAAACCAUCCUUUAUUGAAGGGUUCCAGAUUUCUGUGAGGGUGAUUUUGGGUAGUAAAAUUGACCCAACUUGAGUUUUUUUUCAAUUUAGAAAAAUUUAUUGAACAGAUAAUAUCUUUAGCAUCAUACUAGGUCUGUUUGAGAAUAAAAAGUAAUUUUAAGAUACAUUGCUUCUCUUUAAGGGAUUUAUGCUACCUGCAGGGAAGUGCAUUAUUUAUCUAUGUGACACUGUGAAAAUAACAAGUAUAAUAUCAAAUAAUGCAAAAUACGAAUCCAAUGUGGUCAAUUCAUAUAUAUACCUUAAAGAGUACUUGACAGAAUCAGAGAGCUUGGAUUGGUGUUUAGGCUGCAAUUUACUAGCUGUGUGACCCUCACCUCUUCAAGCCAAAAUUUUCCUAUUUGUAAAGUGGGUAUAGCUUCAUCUGUCUCCUAGGACUGUUGGAAGGAUCAAAUGAGACAGAGCAUUUAAAGUGUGUUAAUGCCUUAUGACAGGGACUGCACAAAUUCUGGGAGGGAAGGAGGAAAUACGUAACACUUGUGGAACUGCACUUGAGGGUAGAGACCGUGUCUUAAUUGACUUUGUGUCCCCAGAGUCUGGCACUGUUCCUGGCUCUGAGAGGAGGCUCAGUAAAUGUUUGUAAACGCAUGCAUGCCAGGCACUGUGGUAAGCCCUUGACGUGUUAUUCUUUAAAACUUCACAAAAAGUUUUGUAUAGUAGAUAUAUUGUCUCCAUUUCACAGAUGAGGAAACAGAAGUUCAGAGAUUUUUAAGCAACCUCCAACCUCAUGUAGGUAGAAUGUGGUAGACAUAGGAAGUUAACUUGGCACAAGAGUUCACACUCUAUUCGUUACAUGAUGUGGACUCUCAGAUGUAAGGGAUUUGUCAUUAUUCCUGAACAAUAGUGUCGCCAAAAUGAAAAGCAAAGACCUUGGAUAAUUCACCAGAUGCCCAGGCAGCUCCUGGGCUGGCUUUCAGAUAAGUAGGGGAACAUUCUCCUGAGCUGCCUGACACAUUUAACGUGGCCUUUUGUUGAACUGUCAGUUCUGACUUCUACCCUUUGAAGUAAAAAGCACAAUAGUGAAAAAUACCAUAUAAUAUACCAUAACCUGGACUUGUCAUAGGGACAGAAUAGAAAGGAAGGGCAGUGAGGAACUCGCAGUUAAUGAAGUGGUUAACCAAUGACUUGGAUUAAGUUUGUUACUGUCACUAGCAGCCGCCCCUAUCUUCUGUCUCUGUCUCUCUCUCUCUCUCUGUCUCUUACUCUGUCUUAACUUUCACUGCUAGAGUUGGCGAGGUCUAGAAUUUUCACUCUCUUCCAUGUUAAGGAUGAUACUGAACAGUGGAAAAUGUCAUGUUCUUCAUUGCUUGUCUGUUCCUAGCAUCCCUAUAGCCUCACUGCAAUAGUUGGCUCUGUUGGCGUGAAGUUUUGCAGCCAUCCCCAGUUUCUAAUGAACAAUACUAAAAUGGCCCCUGGCAACGCGGUAGUGUUAAAAUUCCAGCCUCUGCAUCAGGAGACAGAAUGCAGAAGUUGAUACCAGACUACCCAAUCUUACAUGAUUUUGUCCUCAGUUUAUUUCUGAGGAACAACAGAGGAGCCUUAGAUACAAAGGUUUCUGUAAGAAGCAGAGGGAAAUACAUUUUAAAAAAACCCUGAUUCAUGUUAAAGCUUCUGUUAAAAUAUAGUACACAGUAGGUCAGGACAGCAGAGACAGGAACUACGUAGAAGUCCCGAGAAUACCUUACGCUGUGUCAGAAUCCAGCCGGUUACAGUGUGUGGUUUCCCGGGGACUGCGCUAACAUACCUGAGAUGAAACCUGGUGGGGAGAUACUUUCCACAUUCCUUUCUGACCUGUGGUGAGUCUGCUGGGGUGAAUUGUGUGAAGUUGUCAAAGGUUGCUCAGCUCUCCAGCACUUGGCACCGGCUCUGCUGAAAUGUGAUGCCAUUGGUUUUCAGUAAAGGUUCCUUUCUGCAGGGCUGCAAACACAGAUCAGCUGCUACUGUGUAUACACAACCAGAGAGCAAAUCAACCAGCACAUUUAAAGCAGCCUUUUUAACCCUGAGACUUUCCAAGAUCUCCUCUUCACACAGGAAGUUUCCUUCUCUGUUGUCAGAUUUAGCACUGUGCUCUUGUCAUCAGAUCCGAGCUAGGCUCCCUGCUGCACAGUAGAGAGGCUUCCUUAAGACAUUUGUCCUUGAAACUGCACCAAACUCUUGGAAGAACCCAGAACGUAGCUGACAAUUUACUGGUUCAUCAAUGAAACAAUAUUAAAUUAUGAAGAUGUAAGGAAAAAAUCCUACGCUAACAUUGUCGCAGUUUGAAAGGCUUCUCUGCAGAAUGUCAAACAAAGAUCGACACAUUGAUUCUAGCUGUUCGUCCUUCAUCAAGACGGAACCUUCCAGCCCGGCCUCCCUGACGGACAGCGUCAACCACCACAGCCCUGGUGGCUCAUCAGACGCCAGUGGGAGCUACAGUUCAACCAUGAAUGGCCAUCAGAACGGACUUGACUCGCCACCUCUCUACCCUUCUGCUCCUAUCCUGGGAGGUAGUGGGCCUGUCAGGAAACUGUAUGAUGACUGCUCCAGCACCAUUGUGGAAGAUCCCCAGACCAAGUGUGAAUACAUGCUCAACUCGAUGCCCAAGAGACUGUGUUUAGUGUGUGGUGACAUCGCUUCUGGGUACCACUAUGGGGUAGCUUCAUGUGAAGCCUGCAAGGCAUUCUUCAAGAGGACAAUUCAAGGCAAUAUAGAAUACAGCUGCCCUGCCACGAAUGAAUGUGAAAUCACAAAGCGCAGACGUAAAUCCUGCCAGGCUUGCCGCUUCAUGAAGUGUUUAAAAGUGGGCAUGCUGAAAGAAGGGGUGCGUCUUGACAGAGUACGCGGAGGUCGGCAGAAGUACAAGCGCAGAAUAGAUGCGGAGAACAGCCCAUACCUGAACCCUCAGCUGGUUCAGCCAGCCAAAAAGCCAUAUAACAAGAUUGUCUCACAUUUGUUGGUGGCUGAACCGGAGAAGAUCUAUGCCAUGCCUGACCCGACUGUCCCCGACAGUGACAUUAAAGCCCUCACUACACUGUGUGACUUGGCGGACCGCGAGUUGGUGGUUAUCAUUGGAUGGGCAAAGCAUAUUCCAGGCUUCUCCACGCUGUCCCUGGCGGACCAGAUGAGCCUUCUGCAGAGUGCUUGGAUGGAAAUUUUGAUCCUUGGUGUCGUAUACCGAUCUCUUUCCUUUGAGGAUGAACUUGUCUAUGCAGACGAUUAUAUAAUGGAUGAAGACCAGUCCAAAUUAGCAGGCCUUCUUGAUCUAAAUAAUGCUAUCCUGCAGCUGGUAAAGAAAUACAAGAGCAUGAAGCUGGAGAAAGAAGAAUUUGUCACCCUCAAAGCUAUAGCUCUUGCUAAUUCAGACUCCAUGCACAUAGAAGAUGUUGAAGCCGUUCAAAAACUUCAGGAUGUCUUACAUGAGGCGCUACAGGAUUAUGAAGCUGGCCAGCACAUGGAAGACCCUCGUCGAGCUGGCAAGAUGCUGAUGACACUGCCACUCCUGAGGCAGACCUCUACCAAGGCCGUGCAGCAUUUCUACAACAUCAAACUAGAAGGCAAAGUCCCCAUGCACAAACUUUUUUUGGAAAUGCUGGAGGCCAAGGUCUGACUAAAAGCUCCCUGGGCCUUCCCAUCCUGCACGUUGAAAAAGGGAAAAUAAACCCAAGAGUGAUGUCGAAGAAACUUAGAGUUUAGUUAACAACAUCAAAAAUCAACAGACUGCACUGAUAAUUUAGCAGCAAGACUAUGAAGCAGCUUUCAGAUUCCUCCGUAGCUUCCUGAUGAGUUUCUUUCUACUUUCCUCUAUCAUCUUCUUUUCUCUUUCUUCCCACAUUUCUCUUACUCUUUGUUCUUUCUCUUUCUUCUUUCCCCCUCCAUUAUUUCUUGGCUUCUUUCAUUCCUAGUUCCCCUCUCCUUUAUUUUCUUUUCAUCCACCUGCCUGCCUUCUUUCUUUUCUUUGCCUACUCUCUUCCCUCUUUCCUCAUCCUCCCCUUUUGUUCUAAAUUUUAAAUAGCUUUAGUUGUAAAAAAAAAAUAAUUUCCUCCUUCCCUUUCCUUUCCCCUUUCUUUUCCUUUCUUCCUGAUCUUCUUUCUAUUCUUUCUUUUUCUUCCUUCUGCUGCUGAACUUUUAAAAGAGGUCUCUAACUGAAGAGAGAUGGAAGCCAGCCCUGCCAAAGGAUGGAGAUCCAUAAUAUGGAUGCCAGUGAACUUAUUGUGAACCAUACCGUCCCCAAUGACUAAGGAAUCAAAGAAAGAGAACCAACGUACCUAAAAGUACAGUGCAACAUACACGAAUGGACUGAGUGCAGUAUUAGAUUUCAUGUGAGCAGCCUCUAAUUAGACAACUUAAGCAAGGUUGCAUCGGCUGCUUCUUAUCAUUGCUUUUCCAUCUAGAUCAGUUACAGCCAUUUGAUUCCUUAAUUGUUUUUUCAAGUCUUCCAGGUAUUUGUUAGUUUAGCUACUAUGUAACUUUUUCAGGGAAUAGUUUAAGCUUUAUUCAUUCAUGCAAUACUAAAGAGAAAUAAGAAUACUGCAAUUUUGUGCUGGCUUUGAACAAUUAUGAACAAUAAUGAAGGACAAAUGAAUCCUGAAGGAAGAUUUUUAAAAAUGUUUUGUUUCUUCUUACAAAUGGAGAUUUUUUUGUACCAGCUUUACCACUUUUCAGCCAUUUAUUAAUAUGGGAAUUUAACUUACUCAAGCAAUAGUUGAAGGGAAGGUGCAUAUUAUCACGGAUGCAAUUUAUGUUGUGUGCCAGUCUGGUCCCAAACAUCAAUUUCUUAACAUGAGCUCCAGUUUACCUAAACGUUCACUGACACAAAGGAUUAGAUUACACCUACAGUGACUCUGAGUAGUCACAUAUAUAAACACUGCACAUGGGAUAUAGAUCCGUAGAAUUAUCAGGAGUGCACCUCUCUAUUUGGGAGGUACAGUUGCCAUAUGAUUUCUAGCUGCCACGGUGGUUAGGAAUGAGAUACUGCCUGUUUGCAAAGUUACAGACCUUGUCUCAGAAGGAGCUGUGAGCCAGUAUUCAUUUAAGAGGCAAUAAGGCAAAUGCCAGAAUUAAAAAAAAAAAAAAAUCAUCAAAGACAGCAAAUGCCUGACCAAAUUCUAAAAUCUAAUCCAUAUAAGUUUAUUCAUUUAGGAAUGUUUGUUUAAAUUAAUCUGCAGUUUUUACCAAGAGCUAAGCCAAUAUAUGUGCUUUUCAACCAGUAUUGUCACAGCAUGAAAGUCAGUCAGGUUCCAGACUGUUAAGAGGUGUAAUCUAAUGAAGAAAUCAAUUAGAUGCCCCGAAAUCUACAGUCGCUGAAUAACCAAUAAACAGUAACCUCCAUCAAAUGCUAUACCAAUGGACCAGUGUUAGUAGCUGCUCCCUGUACUAUGUGAACAGUCUUAUUCUAUGUACACAGAUGUAAUUAAAAUUGUAAUCCUAACAAACAAAAGAAAUGUAGUUCAGCUUUUCAAUGUUUCAUGUUUGCUGUGCUUUUCUGAAUUUUAUGUUGCAUUCAAAGACUGUUGUCUUGUUCUUGUGGUGUUUGGAUUCUUGUGGUGUGUGCUUUUAGACACAGGGUAGAAUUAGAGACAAUAUUGGAUGUACAAUUCCUCAGGAGACUACAGUAGUAUAUUCUAUUCCUUACCAGUAAUAAGGUUCUUCCUAAUAAUAAUUAAGAGAUUGAAACUCCAAACAAGUAUUCAUUAUGAACAGAUACACAUCAAAAUCAUAAUAUUUUCAAAACAAGGAAUAAUUUCUCUAAUGGUUUAUUAUAGAAUACCAAUGUAUAGCUUAGAAAUAAAACUUUGAAUAUUUCAAGAAUAUAGAUAAGUCUAAUUUUUAAAUGCUGUAUAUAUGGCUUUCACUCAAUCAUCUCUCAGAUGUUGUUAUUAACUCGCUCUGUGUUGUUGCAAAACUUUUUGGUGCAGAUUCGUUUCCAAAACUAUUGCUACUUUGUGUGCUUUAAACAAAAUACCUUGGGUUGAUGAAACAUCAACCCAGUGCUAGGAAUACUGUGUAUCUAUCAUUAGCUAUAUGGGACUAUAUUGUAGAUUGUGGUUUCUCAGUAGAGAAGUGACUGUAGUGUGAUUCUAGAUAAAUCAUCAUUAGCAAUUCAUUCAGAUGGUCAAUAACUUGAAAUUUAUAGCUGUGAUAGGAGUUCAGAAAUUGGCACAUCCCUUUAAAAAUAACAACAGAAAAUACAACUCCUGGGAAAAAAGGUGCUGAUUCUAUAAGAUUAUUUAUAUAUGUAAGUGUUUAAAAAGAUUAUUUUCCAGAAAGUUUGUGCAGGGUUUAAGUUGCUACUAUUCAACUACACUAUAUAUAAAUAAAAUAUAUACAAUAUAUACAUUAUUUUCACUGUAUCACAUUAAAGUACUUGGGCUUCAGAAGUCAGAGCCAACCAACUGAAAACAUGAGAUGGAGAUGUGUUCAAAAAACGAGAUACAAUUUUUUAAGUUUUCAGUUUAAUAACUCUCAGCAUUGCAAAAGACUAAGUAUCUCACAAAUAGGAAAUAAAACUAAAACGUAGAUUUAAAAGAACUGCACGGGCUUUAGGGUAAAUGCUCAUCUUAAACCUCACUAGAGAGAAGUCUUUUCAAGUUUCAAGCAAGACCAUUUACUUAAUGUGACGUUUUGGAAAGUUAUAAAGGUGUAUGUUUUAGCCAUAUGAUUUUAAUUUUAAUUUUGCUUCUUUUAGGUUCGUUCUUAUUUAAAGCAAUAUGAUUGUGUGACUCCUUGUAGUUACACUUGUGUUUCAAUCAGAUCAGAUUGUUGUAUUUAUUCCACUAUUUUGCAUUUAAAUGAUAACAUAAAAGAUAUAAAAAAUUUAAAACUGCUAUUUUUCUUAUAGAAGAGAAAAUGGGUGUUGGUGAUUGUAUUUUAAUUAUUUAAGCGUCUCUGUUUACCUGCCUAGGAAAACAUUUUAUGGCAGUCUUAUGUGCAAAGAUCGUAAAAGGACAAAAAAUUUAAACUGCUUAUAAUAAUCCAGGAGUUGCAUUAUAGCCAGUAGUAAAAAUAAUAAUAAUAAAACCAUGUCUAUAGCUGUAGAUGGGCUUCACAUCUGUAAAGCAAUCAAUUGUAUAUUUUUGUGAUGUGUACCAUACUGUGUGCUCCAGCAAAUGUCCAUUUGUGUAAAUGUAUUUAUUUUAUAUUGUAUAUAUUGUUAAAUGCAAAAAGGAGAUAUGAUUCUGUAACUCCAAUCAGUUCAGAUGUGUAACUCAAAUUAUUAUGCCUUUCAGGAUGAUGGUAGAGCAAUAUUAAACAAGCUUCCACUUUUGACUGCU